AUGGCCGCAUCUCUAAUCACAAAAUAUGAAAUCAACGCGGACAUGGGUGAAGGUUUCGGGAGGUGGAAGCUGGGCCCUGAUGACGAGCUGGUCAAAUACAUCGAUGCCGCCAAUAUUGCUUGUGGCUUCCAUGCUGGCGACCCAACCAUCAUGAUCAACACAGUGCGUCUAUGCAAGAAACAUAAUGUCAAAGCCGGCGCACACCCCGGAUUGCAGGAUCUGGUGGGUUUCGGAAGGCGAAAAAUGGAAGUGAACCCCAGCGACCUCUAUGCCAUGAUCCUCUAUCAAGUCGGUGCGUUGCAAGGCAUUCUCAAGUCUGAGGGCCUAGAGUUGACCCAUAUCAAACCUCAUGGCGAACUCUACUUUUACAUGCUACGAGACGAAGCGAUUAUGCGAGCUGUGCUGGAGGCUUGUGCGCUAUUCAAGGUCCCCGUGUAUGCUUGCAAGAAUGACAGGCAGCAAGCUAUCUGCGACGAACUAGGAAUUACAUUCCAGGAGGAGGUUUACGUCGAUAUUGACUACGACAGCGAGGGCAACCUUGUGCCGGUGGCCAAAUCACAGCCUGUCACGCCGGAGUUGUGUGCCGAGCGCGUGCUUCGAAUGGCCGAAAAGGACGAGACAGUUGCCAACGAUGGGAAGACUGUGCAGCUGGGCUUCAAGGGGCGGCCUUUCAGCGUGUGUAUACACUCUGACAUGGCUACAGCUUUGGGCAAUGUCCAGAAGACCCGAGAUGCUAUCAAUCAGGUGAAUAGCCCUCGCAGGGCUGUUUGA
Exophiala viscosa is the source of this 771-nucleotide messenger RNA. Its product is annotated as LamB/YcsF family protein. The record is from RefSeq and is a predicted model, not a curated record. Bases 1 to 771 code for a protein of 256 amino acids. Lineage: Eukaryota; Fungi; Ascomycota; Eurotiomycetes; Chaetothyriales; Herpotrichiellaceae. Gene Ontology annotation, biological process: carbohydrate metabolic process. The transcript is spliced from 2 exons.